UGAAGCAACAGGUUUCAACAGAGAUGCUAGAUACCAUGUCAGCAUGCUGCCAGUGUGCCGAGGAGAGGAGUCUGCAGCAGGUGCAGUUUUUGGAUGGCCUGAUGUCACCAGCAUUUCAAUGUAUCAAGGCCACCUACAACCACUGCCAGGAGAGCUCACAGCUGUAUGGCUCCAUGCUGGAGUCUGUCAAUGGCCCCCUGACCAGGCUGUUCCGGGCUGCCACGAGUCUGCAGAAUGCUCUUCACCGACUGGCUGAUGUCAUUGUCUCAGCUGAUAGCAGUCAUCAGGACCAACAGGCUGUCACCUUGCUGACAACAGUGUGUGACGAUGUUGCGGAGACGGGUCGCCAGCUGACCCAGCUGGACACCCGCGCCAUGGCCGAGGCCUGGAAGUGCUACCUGCGCCUGCUGCAGCGGCUGCCGGACCUCCUGCCGCCCGCCGUCCGGCUGGGGGACGCGCUGACCUACAUGGCCGCGGAGGUGGCCUCGCAACUGGCCACGGUCAGGGAGCGUGGUCGGGAUAAGACCUUCGCCCCGAGCUCUGACAAGCGUCUGGCGCGCGCCGUGAAAAUGUGCAGCUUCUACCUGAAGCUGGUGGUCGGCCUGUCGGAGAGCUACGUCAGCUCCGUCGGCGGCGCGCUCACCAGCCUCGUCCGACUCGUGCUCACUCUGAUCAGGUUCUCUGCACCGGACAGUCACGUGGCCGACGUGGACCCGUCCGUUCUCGGUCAGCUGAGCAGUCAGCUGACGGUGGCCGCCGAACCGCUGCUCGACUGUCUGAUGGAACAUCAGGGCUUCCCGCAGUCGUUCUGGUCGGCUCUAUCUGACUCUGAGGACCUUGGAGGCCUGUGUCGGCUGCGCUGCUGCCUGAUCCUGAUCCGCCGCACCUGCCACCUGGCGGCGCCGGCGCGAGCUAGCUGGACCUCUGAGGGGGUGGGCGAGCGCCAUCUGAUAGCGGCGGUGCUCCGGCUCAUGCCUCUGUGUGACCGGGAGCUGACGUGCUGCCUCCAGCUGGACUGCGACGGCCAGGGCCGGCCACAGGUCAGCCUGUACCAACUCACACUCUCCACCGUCUGCGCCCUGGCCGGCAGCCUGUCGGCGGCGGAGCUGCGCGCCGCGGAGCUGCAUCUGUGGCGCCACCUGUGUCGCGGAGACGGCUGGGCGUCACUGCUCGCCGCCGAUACGCUCUGCUUCAUCGCCAGGUACGGCCCGGCGGCGCUGUGCCGCUCCUACUGUGACGCGGCGGCCGGAGCGCUCUCCCGGCGCCGCUGUCCGCCGCUGCGCCGCCUCCUGUGCCGGCUGGUACCUCUGCUCGCCGCCGAGGACCGGGAUCAGCUGCUGCGCCGGCCGGCGGCCGCCUCCCUCCUGCACCCGGCCUGUCCGCCAGCGCUGCUCGAGUCGGCCCUGACCGCCGCUGAGGAGGGGACCGAACAGCUGACUGGGAGACCGGGACGGCGGACCGCCGCACAGGUCACUGCGCUGUCGGACUCGCUGUUCGCCUGCGGCACCGCCCUGUCCGCCCCGCCGACGGCCGCCGGUCUGCCAUCCCGCCUACUGACGCUGCUGGAGCGGCUGUGGGCGGCGGUGCCGACCCGUCUGACCGGUCCAGCAGGCUCCCGACUGGCCUGUGGCCUGCUGCGGGCCUCAGCCGCCCUGCCGGCCGACUCUCCGCUCAGCGACCAGCAGCUGACGCAGGUCCUCUCCAUCUGCUCCGGCUGGCUGCCCGAGUGCAGUGUGCCGGUGAAACUGGGCGUCAUCGGCCUCUUGGGCGGCAUCAAAGCUCGACAGUUUCCGUCUGUGAAAGGCGACGAUGGUCCAAAACACUACAUUCCAACUCUGUACCGGAGUCUACUGACCGACCCCAGUCAGCUGGUCCGGCAGUGCGCCAUGGACGCGUUCGCCGCCUUCGCGUCACGUACGCCGCACGCCGCUCUGAUCUCGGCGGCGGUGGCGGCGCCGGCCGGCCUCCAGGGGACGGCCAGUGGCCACCUGCAGCGGCUGGCGGCCCGGCGGCGCGGCCCGGCCGCCCUGUCAGCCGCCCUGGCCCGGGCCGGGGUCAGCUCGGCCGCGGCGGCCGCUGUGCCGGAGAUGCUCCCGCGGGUGGGGCCGCUGACGGACUCUGAGGGUGCCGGGAGCGGCGGUGAGGGACCGAUGGAUUCAGAGGACGGUCUGCCGGUGACGGACGGCCCGGCGGCCCGUCUGACGAACGGUACCGGCGGGGACGGCUCGGGUCGGUCGCCGCCGGGGGAGGGCUCGCUCCCCCCGCGGGAGGCGCAGCUACUGGACGGUAUCCAGCGGCGACUGGCCGCGCUGAGACGCGACUGGCGGCAGGGCGGCGCGGCGGCUGACAGCGGCCGGCUCCUCCGACUGCUGACAGACAUACAGACCCGCCUGGACGCCGGGUGACCGCCGGGCGGGACGGCAGGCGCAGGAUGGUCCUGACUGGCGAGAGCCGGUGAAUCGGGACCCCGGAUUGCCAACACCGGUCAGUGAAGAGGGUGG
Molecule: messenger RNA, 2501 nt
Organism: Amphibalanus amphitrite
Lineage: Eukaryota; Metazoa; Arthropoda; Thecostraca; Balanomorpha; Balanidae
Exons: 13
Coding region: 24-2405 (793 amino acids)
Source: RefSeq, a predicted model, not a curated record